Bolinopsis microptera is the source of this 2154-nucleotide messenger RNA. RefSeq lists its product as uncharacterized. The transcript has 4 exons. Gene Ontology annotation, molecular function: catalytic activity. The record is from RefSeq and is a predicted model, not a curated record. The coding region runs from base 1 to 2154 and encodes 717 amino acids. Lineage: Eukaryota; Metazoa; Ctenophora; Tentaculata; Lobata; Bolinopsidae.
AUGACGGAGGCUGGCUCAUCUACACAGCUCUACCAACUUAGUCAAAACAUUGAUCAGUACAGAUUGGAUCUUUUGGGGAUCACCGAGACUCACAUGCCUGGAUCUGGCACCACUCUACUUGACAAUGGCAGUCUACUCAUCCAUUCCGGUAGAGUCGACGGGAUCAAGAGACAGGGAGUCGGUCUCAGUCUUUCAAAACGAAUCAGAAACUCCCUGAUAUCGUUCACUCCCACAUCGGAGCGGGUUAUAACUGCUAGGCUGCAUAGUAAGCAAAUCAACAUCUCUGUUGUUGUGGCCUAUGCUCCAACUGAGGGUGCAGAGGAGAGUGAGAAAGAUAAGUUUUAUAGGACACUCACAGAUACAUUUGAUGGGCUACCUCGUCACGAUAUCAAGUUACUGCUCGGCGAUUUUAAUGCAAAAGUAACAUCAGGCAGAUAUGGAAGUGAAGCGGUCAUCGGUGGGGAAUCACUCCAUAGCUCAUCAAAUGACAACGGGACAAGACUUGUGGAUUUCUGUGCGACGAACCAGCUUGUCAUCGGGGGAACUCUCUUCGAGCACAAGAACAUUCACAAGGGAACAUGGCGGUCCCCCAACGGGCUCACCGUCAAUCAGAUAGAUCAUAUCUGCAUUGGAAAGCGGUUUCGUCAGUCACUUUUUGAUGUUAGGGUAUGUCGCGGGGCAGACAUCGGCUCCGAUCAUUAUCUGGUUCUAGGACUGCUGAAAAUCAAACUUCAGUCAGUGACAAAGAUCAACGCCAACAGGCCCAAUGUGCCUGCCAUUGAGCGCCUGAGGGAUAGUACUACGGUUACAGAGUACAAUGUGGCUCUUCAAAACCGAUUUGCAAGUCUGGAUAAUGAGGUCAACCUCGAGGAUAUGUGGCGUAAUCUCAGUCAGACCGUCACUGAUGUCUCACUGGAGGUACUAGGCAAAAGACCCCGGAAGGCAAAGGAGCAACACCUGUCACGGAAUACCAAGGAUUUAUUGAUUCAGCGGGCACAGUUUAAGCGUAAAGACCCAAACUCAGACGCUAACAGGUCAGAGUAUUCUAAACUUAAUAAGUUAGUCAAGAAAAGCAGCAAGCUAGACGACAAUAACUGGGCAGUUAGAGUAGCUACUGAUCUUGAAGAAGCAGCGAGCAAAGGUCAGCAGCGUGAGGUAUGGGCAAAGAUCAAGAAGAUCUCUGGUAAGAACAAGAAGCCUCAAGCAUCUUGUGUCCGGGACAAGGACGGUAGGAAGAUCACGGAUCCCCAACAGCAGAGGGAUAGGUGGAAGGAGCACUUUACUGAACUUCUGAACCCUCCAUUAUCAAGUGUCGACCUUGCCGACCUUGAUACAGUACCACCCCAACCCCACUUUAACUCUCUCUCUUGUUCGGAUGGACCACCCACCAGAGACGAGAUUAGUUAUUCCCUGACAAAGCUUAAGAACAACAAAAGCCCAGGAGUGGACGGGAUAACUAACGAGCAACUGAAGUAUGGUGCGAGUGCUCUAGUUGAUCAACUAGAGUGUCUAUUCAAGAAAGUGUGGGAAGAAGAGACUGUUCCUGAAGAUUGGUUAAAGGGUGUGAUCAUUGUUAUUGGGAAGAAAGGAGACACUUCAGUCUGCGGGAACAACAGAGGGAUCACCUUAAGGUCUACAGCAUCCAAGCUUUUUCAGAUGAUUCUUCUAAUUAAGCGGUUACAUGCUGGUAUGGAGUGUCUCCUCAGGGAGAAUCAGUGCGGAUUUAGACAGAACCGCUCAUGCAUUGAUCAGAUUUAUUCUCUCCGAACUAUUAUUCAUAACUGUCUUGAGUUUAACAUUCCUCUUUACAUUAAUUUUGUGGAUUUCAAGGCAGCGUUCGAUUCUAUCAGAAGGGACUUUAUUUGGUGCAGUAUGAGACACUAUGGGCUGCCUGAAAAAUAUGUCAGAAUAUUUCAGUCAUUUUUUGGGGGUACCAUGAGUGCCGUGAGGGUUAAUGGGGAGCUGACAGACUGCUCCUACGCUGGGCUCAGAAUAAAUGCAAAGAAGACCCAAUGCAUGGCUGUAAGCAAGUGCGCCACCCAGCGACCUUUCAUCAAGGAUGAUUGUAUUGAGCUGUCGGUUGAGGGUGAACCCGUCGAGCAGGAAGGCGGAAGCCAAGAAGUAUGCAUCUCCGAUGUUUGGAGCGGCCCGUAA